AUGCUCCGGGCCGUGCGCGUGGUCCUUGCCAACGGCUCCCUGGCAGAGGCCCGAGACCUGCAGAAGAUGCUCUCCAAGGCCAUCAGCACCGUCCGAGAGACAGGCAAGCUCCCCAACGAUGUCCGGGUUGGCCUGGCAGAGAAGGGCGAGGUCUUGGCGCGACGUAUCGAUGCCAGACGGCACUACGUCUCCGAGACUUUAUCCUACGAUCCACACUUCUUGGUCUUCGAGUUCUCAGACAACAAGAUGCUCCAUGGUCGACAGGUGGCCAUCAUCUCAGACUUUCAGAAAACUGUGGAGGGCGGCGAGAGCGGCGUGAAGCAGAUGAUCAUGGGUGCAGGAAAGACGACGGUGGUCAGCCCGCUGUUGUCCAUGCUCCUGGCAAAUGGCAAGCGCCUCGUCAGCCUGGUGGUCCCUUCGGCGCUGCUGGAGUUUUGCAGAGGGGUCCUCAUGGCCGUGUUUUCCUCCAUCAUCCAGAAACGUAUCUGCAUGUUCCACUGCGACCGCUCUGAGGAUGUGGACAUUGCAAUCUGCGAUCGCAUAGAGGCAGUCCGGAACGAGGGUCAUAUUCUUCUUACCAAGCCGACAGAUGUGAAGAGCCUCAUCCUUCGCUUUGUGGAGAAUCUGGACAUUUGCAAUGAUCGCCGCUCCAAGCGGAACACUGCUGCACUCCAGAAGGAGACCAUCGAGCUGGGCAGAGUCCUGGAGAUCUUCGCCAAGGGUGUCUGCAUGAUCGACGAGGUGGACCUGGUCCUGCAUCCGUUACGGAGUGAGUUGAACUUCCCCAUUGGGCCCAAGAAUCUCAUCGACUUCGCCCCGCACCGAUGGCAGAUUCCCCUGCACCUCUUGGAAGGCAUCUUCAUCAGCGAGCUCCAGGCGGGUAAGGAUGGAGAGCUGACUCCACCCGAGCGCUUCGCCGACAGCGCAUUGGCGAAGGACAUCCUGAAGCAAAUCGCCAAGACGGUGGCAGACGGCACGCGGGAGCUGAAGAUGCAGCGCAGCCCCCACCUGGUGUUACUCAACCUGGAAUUCUACGAGGAAAAGCUCAAGGAGGUGAUGUGCUCGUGGAUGUCGCUGUGGCUGGCUUCCGAGCAUGUUGGCCGUAGCUUCGCUCACGAGCGUGAAGGCACAAUCGAUGGCGGCCUUUCCGAUGCGGAGGUCAGAGAGUACAUCCGGCAAGUCGCAGCGCCAGAUUCGCCUUUGGCAAAACGUGUAGAGAUGCUCCCAAAGCGGGAUGUGCAGAUGCUGAACCUCUCAGCAGACUGGCUGUCGAUCUUCCUACCACAUGUGCUGCAGAAGAUCAACCGCGUCACCUACGGAAUCAUGACGGAUUCACAGGUGGAGCAGGCGCUGAUCAAGCAGCCGGGCAUGCCGAUGACGCGCGCCAAGCUGUCCAUUCCCUUUAUCGGCAAGGCCAGCAAAGGGUCUUCAGAAUUCGCCCACCCGGAUAUCACCAUCGGCCUCACUUUGCUCAGCUUCCGCUACGAGGGCCUCAGGAUGUCCGACUUUGACGCCGUCUUGGACCUACUGGUGGCGAACCUGGAGUCCGAGCCUGGUGUGGCGGCGGAGCGACCCACAGCCAUGCUCUUCAAGCGCUGGGUUGAAGGCUCGGGUGGGGUCUUGGCAACCCGGCGCCAAGAACUGCAGGAUCUGACACCCGAAGAGCUUGCCGCAGCAAGGGCGGCUGAGGUGCGCGAGAAGAAGGUCCGCAUCCUUCCUCUGCACAUGCUGGAGCGGAGCAAUCGCAGACAGAUGAAUGAACUCUUCAAGCUUCUCAGGAAGAAUGGCCAGGUGGUUGCUUGGUACCUCGAGUCGAUCGUAUUCCCAGAGCACCUGCGCUUCCAGGAGGUGAAGCUGAUGUCCUCGGGUCAGGAUCUCGGAGGUGCCCUCCUCUUCAAGGAGCGCAUCGGCUUCAGCGGGACGCCUUCAGAUCUAAUGCCCAGGGAGCUUGGUUCCUGCGACUUCGAGCCUGGAAGCGAGGGCAGCAUCGUCCACACACUGACGAAUCCAGAGGUGGUUUCCUUCGAGGUCUUUGGUGCUGACUGGACGGUGACAAGUCUUUUGGACCGCAUCGCCGUGGGCGGCUUCCACGCCCUCAUCGACACGGGUGCCCUCAUCACAGGCCUUUCAAACAAGGAUGUGGCGGUGUACCUCCUAGGCCUGGACAACGCCACAGUACCGCAUCCCACACUGCCCAGCAGCUUCCAGGGUGUGGUCUUCAUCGACGAUGAGGGCUCCAAGAAGAUCCUGUUGAGGCAGACUCAGGAGGUGCUGAACUUGGCAGAUUGCGGCAUCCCAGCAACAAGCCGUUUCGCCUUCUAUGACCAGGUCCAUACCACCGGUAUGGACAUUCAGCAUAAGCGGGACUGCGUGGGCGCCAUCACGCUGGGCAAGGCAGGAUUCGAGGGCUUCACGGAGUCCAUGCUGGGCGAUGUUUGUGGUUGGUUGGUGCUGAACUCGAUGCUCUCGGACCGGCUACAGUUCAAUGUGUUGCAGACACAGAACCUUUCCAACAUCUGGCGAAAGAACGCCUGGAACACCCUCAUGGAGAAGUACGCACUCCUCCAGCUUCCGGAGAUUGUGGACUGUAUCGAGGUGUUCAAGGAGCCAAUCGACUUCAAGGUUCUCGACAAGGUGCCAGUGCCACGAGGCCUCCUCCAGAUUGUCCAAGGACGUGCGGACGAAUACACCAAGUGCCUGGGCAUAGUUGAAGAGGAGGUUGGGGGUUCCUAUAUGAGGUAUAGUUUAAACUCCUUCAAGGGGUCAUAUGGGGGAUUAUAG
This is a messenger RNA of Symbiodinium pilosum, 2781 nucleotides long. The record is from the annotation of a GenBank genome assembly. NCBI's taxonomy places the organism in Eukaryota, Dinophyceae, Suessiales, Symbiodiniaceae.